GGAGUAGUUUGACCUCCCUCCACUCCCCCUCCGCGAGGCCCUCUCUUCGACAUUCUCGCUGGCUCCCCCUCCCCGUCCGCGUCCGUCGUCUUUGGCUGGGGCAGAUAACAAAAUCUGAUAUCGCUGGGGCUUUGCCGUCCGGGGUCCCCUCUACCUUCUCAUCUCCCUCACACAAAGCAGAAGGGGAGGAGUUUUAGGGGGGGGCGGGGAGGGCAGGAGGAGCCAUCAUCGUGUCCGUGCUGGCCAUUAUUAUUUCUUCCUCCAGCGGCAAUUUCUGGCCGGCCACCGGGCAGGCGUGCUAUAUUACUCGGGUUCGUGGCCGUCUCGUUCCGUCCAAGCAUGCAGAGUGGCGUGUCCUUCCUUGGCGGAAUGGCGGAGGAGUGCCCAACCGCUGGCGGCGCGGAGCUCUGGCUUCCCGACGAGUUCUUGGAUGAUGACUUCUUCUCUGAGGAGGAGAAGGCGGCGGUCGCGGCCAAGAGCGAGAGCGACGAGGAGGAAGGGGUGGACGGCCUCUCGCGCCGCGUGGCUGGGCUCGUCGUCGGCAACGGGAAGGGUGGAGGAGACGGUUCCCCUGCAAAGGCGGAAGUGCUGGCCGGCUCGCCGCAGUCGAUUCUGUGCGGCCUGCAUGCUUCUGGGGAGGACAGCCCCAACGGCGUGGCGUCGCAGGUCAGCUCGCCGCCGUCGUCGCCGCUGGAGCAGGCGCCGGCGGAUCCCUGGGACCUGCUGAGCGAGGCGGCCGGCCAGGUGGCUCGCUUGCGCACAACCAGCAUCCCCGUGCCAACGAACGCGGCCGCCAAUCAAGGAGACCCCGUCAUGGCACCGCCAGCAAAGAAGCUCUCCGCGCCGACCGAGGCUCCGAACCACGCGGGUGCCAACCACUCUCAGCCGAUUAAUAACUCGAUGGAACAGCGCCGGAUUCAAAUUGCUCGUUUUAAUGCCCUGAAGCAGCAGCAGCUUCUCAAGCACCGGCGGGAGCGGGAGCUCGCCGUCGCUACGGCGGCGGCGUGGGGCACCAGGGUCGCUGGGUCUCAUCGUGCCGGUGCCGCCGCCGGGUACGGUGCGCCGGCGUCACAUGUCCUCAGCGCGUCCGCGUGGCCCCCGCUCAAGAAGUCGCAGCCGCAGCCGCCGGCGUCCCCGGCGGCGGGCAUGCGCGCCCUCUUCCUCACCCCUCCCGGCGCCAAGCGUGAGUGCGCCGGCACCGGCGUGUUCAUUCCCCGCCAGGCCGGCGCCCCCGCCGAGCCCAAGAAAAAGCCAGCGUGCUCCCCUGUUCUUCUCCCGGCGCGCGUCGUGCAGGCACUCAACCUCAACGUCGAGGAUCUCGGUGCUCGUCCCAUCUACCCCGGCGGUUUCGUUCUUGAUCACGAUGCACUGGUGAGUCGGAGCAACGCUCUGCUGGCGAGCCGUUCGUCCCAGCUCCAUGGCGCCUCAUCGCGCGAGGUGAAUCUCCCCCAGGAAUGGACGUAUUGACUUGCCGAAUCCGGUCACCGCUGCAAAGAUGAUCCCUUCCCCAGAUUAACGGGUCAUAUUCAAGGAAAAAAAAGAGAUUACUAUUGCUGUUGCUAGCAAUAGGUAGGUGUUAGGCUAGAAGUAGGAGGCAGCAGCGGUGGUAGCAUUAUGCAUCGUGCAUCAUCAGCGUUAGGUGUUCUUUUGUGCGGGUGAUAUAUUGGUUAUUUUGGGGGUGAUGGUUGGUGAUGGAUGGGAGCCGAUGAACAAGAGCGAAAUCCAUGGCUGUCGCAGGUCGUUGGGGGGAGGAACAAUAAGUGGGUGCUUUUGGAGAACUACUCCUAUGGUUUAGCUGGUUCUCGUACUAUGAUGAUGAUGAUGAUUCCCAAGAAAAAUCAUCAGCAGUCUGUUUGUGAAAGAGAUGCGUCAGUGUAAGCAAGAAGAAAUAAUAAGAGCUCCAUAUUUCCUUUC
Molecule: messenger RNA, 1914 nt
Organism: Sorghum bicolor (sorghum)
Lineage: Eukaryota; Viridiplantae; Streptophyta; Magnoliopsida; Poales; Poaceae
Exons: 5
Coding region: 340-1467 (375 amino acids)
Source: RefSeq, a predicted model, not a curated record